Molecule: messenger RNA, 6198 nt
Organism: Schistosoma intercalatum
Lineage: Eukaryota; Metazoa; Platyhelminthes; Trematoda; Strigeidida; Schistosomatidae
Source: the annotation of a GenBank genome assembly
AGGUUAAGGUCAGAUAUUUUGUGACAUUAUAUAGUUUGGUUAUAAUACGACGAUUUCAGCGAUCCUUACCUCUUCAGUAUAGGUCAUUGUAAGAAAACAGUUAGUCCAACUAAUUAGGCUUUUCAAAGAAAUAGAACAUUCACUAUGUCGGAUGAGUCUUGUACACAUUUGUACAAAGGUGCUGUGACUUCAAAACCUGGGAAUGAAACUGUCUUAGGGACUCCCGUACCUGUUGCACACUCAACUGUUGGCUACGAUAAACCUUCCAACAAUCACAAACGUGAUCGGUUUCAUUUAAAUGAAACGCAACAAACUUCUCCAGCUUUUGAAAAACAAACGUAUGUUAUCAAUCCGUUUAGCAGAAAUCAAAGUUACGACGUCUCUAAUUCUAAUAAUAAAGAAUUAAGUAUUCUAAACAUCGACACAAUAAAGGGUCUAUCUGAUAGUGUAUUAGAUCGUAGUUUACAGAAUCCCAAAUACAAUGAAAUAUCCAGAAAACUAGACUUAGGAAAUAGAAAUAAGCAGAUGGAUACCUUUAAAGAUGAACACUGUCAAUCACUAGCAAAUCUGUCGACUGAUAUGGAGACUCAACAGAAAAUACAAUUUGAUGAUGAGGAAUUGAAGAUGCUGGAAGAAGCUUUCAGCGACUUUGAUUGUGAAGCAUCUGAAGCAACUGCUCCAACUCGAGUUUGCGAGACAUUUGCUCGUCGAGUAUCGUGUGAUUUACUAGACGUUGAAGAACAAUGUUCAAAUGGAAAUAGCACAUCAGUUUCUUCCCUGUCAUCUAGUGAAGGUAUCUGUGAUGUUGAUGGCAGCAAUGUUGGCGUUGUCGACCUGGUCAAUCCUAGUGUUUCUACCCAUUUAUGUAAUAUCCCUCAGACCACGGAAUUGUCAACUCUAGUUUCAGAAUGUUAUUCGAAGAACACUAUCGAAAAGCAAGCAAACUCUUCAAAGAAUGAGUGUGGCCAAUCAAUUUUAAGACCUCAAAACAAAAAUUAUUCACAUUUGCCUUGCCUUACUGGUUUAUCAUCUGUUUUUGAAGUUGACUCAAAUGAAACCAAGUCCGGUGAUUGCGUACAACCUAACUUAUGCCCAAUAACUACAUCACCUUUAAAACUAAAUCAAGCAAUAACGGUCUCACCAGUACAGAAUCUAAUCAGUCGCACUUCAAAAUGUACAAAUAAUGAACCAAUCCAAUCUAUGAACAGAAAUAAUAAUUUAUCAACCCAAACACAAGUGACAGAACAGAACUUAUCCAGUAAAAGUUCACAUCCUUCACAAAAAGUAAAUAAUCUUAGUGAUGCCAGCAGUUUGAAACUGAAAAAUUUGAAUUUGAAUCAAUCAGAUAUAUCAUAUGUUGAUAUCAGUUGUCUACAUAUGUCCGAUAUUGACAGUUUGUUAGAUAUGAUUACAGCUACAGGUAAGCAGCCGGAUGAUAGCAAACUGGAAUCGGUUUCUCGUCACAAUAAAUUAUCUUCACAUUUAGAAAAACAACUUGAGGCUGUUAGACAAGCUCUAAGAUCUAAUAUUCCUAGUAAUACAGUUAAUUCUAGUAAAAUCUCAGCUGGUGUAAACGGAAAACAACCAAAUUUUUCACAAUCCAAAGUGGAUGCACUAAAGGAAAAUAUUCCUCCUACAAAUACAACUAGUUCUGGUCAGAAUGUAACUCACAGAAAAAAACUAUCUCAUUAUCCUAAUCCGGAUGUUCCACAUGUGCCUGCGAAUCCAUCAGCUAAAUCCCAUUCGAUUAAUGCUACAAGCGAGAAUCCAUCAAUUCAUGACGGAUCUGUAAUCUCGCAAAAAGAUUCUUUCUCUCUAGAGGUGUUAAAAUCUCAAAAUAUUCCUAUUCUAUCAAAUACUAACUGCUUAAUUUGGGCUGGUGCAGUUUGUGGACAGAUACAUCGACAACAUUUCCUUAUCAAACAUCAAAUGGACAAACCGACUACCAUAUCAUUUGUCGUUCAUCCCAAAUCAGAAGUGUUUAAACUUGUUGACGAAAAUGGUUAUUUGAUUACAGGAACAUUUCAUAUUUACUUACCACCAAAUCUUGAAUAUGAAGUAAGUGUCGCUUACGUUGCAAAGCAUCCAGUUUCUUGGGAUUUCGGACAUUUACUUUUACGAUCUGAAGAAUUCAAAACUUCCACUUUUAAAGUAAGACUAAUUGGUUAUACAAAUUCCAGUGAAUUGGUUUGUUCUUGUUGUUCAAAAUUAAGUCCCAAUGUUUAUUGGGUUGUUGCGUCUAAAAUUAAUCCCAGUUCUGAGUCAGUGGCUAAAGAUAAUGAAAAAUUUCAUGAAGCAAGUCUACGUUCUACCAAAUAUGAACUUACUUCAAAUGUAUCUGGAUGCUCUUUGGCAAGUAUUAAUAUCAGUAAUUAUGGCUCUAGAUCUGCUUGGGUCUAUGCUCGUGUUGAUUGGGUCGAUCGAAAAACCGCCAGUCAAAAUGAACAUGAUGGUACUUCUGAAUGCGGUGUUAUUAUUGAACCUAAAGCUUUAGUUAUUGGAUCGAAACAAUCUCAGAGCAUUUUUAUUACUUUAAAGCAUGGUGUAAAUGCUGCACGUAUAGUAUUUUACCAUGGAGAUGAAGUUGUUCGUUAUCAGUUCCGACGAUUAUGUGCUUGUUUUGAAGAGACCAUUUCAAAAUUGAGAAAACGGUCUAGUCACAGCCGUCAAAAUAAUCGUUUACGAUUAUCAGACAUUUUGAAAGAUUUUGAAUAUGAACAAUCUAUCCAAAUCGUUGAACUGCCUCCGGCAUCCUUCAAUGAUCUUCGACCCCAGGACUGGCAUCAGGCCUUUAUGGAUCAAGUAAAUCAUCGUGAACAUAUGCUCCUGUGUAUUUAUACUUCAAAACAAAAUCAAAAUUCAAACACUCAAAAUCAACACAGCGUAUAUUUAUCCAGUUCAGUAUCGGAAUCAGUACUUGAGAAUUCGUUAACUAGUGUUUUUGUACAACAAGAUGCUUUCAAACAUCAAAAUUCUAUUAAUCCUAUUCAUCGUGAAAGUUCUGCAACAUUUUUUUCAAAGCCAAUAUCGAGAAAUGGUAGUUUGUGUGAACCUUAUUCGACAAAUACUUUAACCCCUAAUAUUUCAACUGGUCAAAGUUCCAAAGGAAAAACGUCACUCGUUCAACUGCCAAAAUUAGAAAUAAACCCUCCGUAUAUUUUGGUGUUUCCACCAUGUACUCCCAAUUGCUCAACAGAAGCUCAAUUUUCUGUGAGCUUAAAACCAAGUUCACCUAGUGAAGAUGAAACGUCUUCCUUGUCAUUAUGGAAAGUGUUUUGGUCGGCAAAUCCUGUAACUGGAAUACAACUGCGAAAUAUUACUUCAAAUUCCUCUUAUCCACUUAACAAACGGUCUACCAUGGAACAAGGUAUCUUUCAGUUGUUACCUUCUAAAUCGAAUUCACUCAAUCAACACAGCAUUAAUAAUAAGUCAGUCAGCAGUGUUGGCAUUUUAUCAACCAAUGCUAAUAACACGGAAUUUCGUUCAUUUUUAAUACCUUUUCGUUUCAAACCCACUUCAUAUUGUGAAAAUAUUUUAACUCAAGAUUGGCAUUUGGAUUUUUGGCUAGAACCAUGUAUACAGAGCCAAUGUCAUUUUAUAUCUAAAUGCAAUUUAAAAGAUUCAGUCACACUUCUAGUCACUUUAGAAGGUUCGUGUCAUGAUCAAGCAACAAGGAAAGAAUCACUCACAUACCUGCAAAGCAUAGGCGACUACAAGUUAAAAUACCCUCUUCCGAAGUCUCAAUGUUUUAAUGAUCGUACUUCGUUGAUGAUUGAUGAAAACACUUUGAAAACGGUUCAUAUUGGUCCGAUUGAUGUGAUUGGCCUACCAGUUUCUUUUGAUACUAUAGACUCCAAUUCUUCAAUAACCUCUCGUUCUCACAAUAUUAUGUUGAUCAAUCGAAUGAAGACAGCUGAAGCAUUCGUCAGAUUGAAACUUCCAAGACCACCAUUCUACGUUAUGGAGCCCAAGGAAAUAAGGUUUCGUAUAUCACCUCGUUCCCGUGUACGAAUAGUGCUUAACUUUCGACCAUACACACUAGGAAAAUCAAGUUCCGUUCUGGGAAUUAGUGUUGAAUAUCACAAACAAGAAAAUUUAUCUAUGGAAAAACCCUAUUUUAAUGUCAAACCAAUUAUCGAAUCUUUCCAAGUUCACUUAUUCGGUACAAUGAAUUAACUUCAAAUCUUUCUUAUUCCUUGUAUUUUACAACUGUAUGUCCUUACUCCUGAUUUUUAUGUAUAUUUAAUAUUUCAUACACAUAGUUACAUUCUUAAUCUUGAAGCGCGCAAGAAGAGAAUAAUAUGAAUUCAUUUUAUUUCGUUUGGUUGUCGUCAGCUGCGUACAACCUAAAAUUUAAAAAUCAUCAUAAACAUAAUAAGCUAUGAAAUAAUGCUACACAUAGUGCAUUAGACGACAUCCAACGCCUAGGUUUAAAUGAAAUGCUAAGCUCUGAGUAGUCCAUGUGAAAAAUGGUCUUCCGAAAAUUUUCUUGUACCUCAUUGACCUAUAGUUAGCUGAAAAAAUUUUGCAUAACACGCCAAGUGGGUGGGAAAUUUAUGCAUCAGCGGCAAUAAGGGAAGUCGAAUCCAAUGUGACUAUGGUCUAGGAUUGACGAGGCAGUGAAUCAUCAUCGAUUGUAAUGGUUAAAACAUGUAUUCUCGACGCGUGAUAAUGGCUGGUGUAGGUGUAUUCUAGGAGCGGCCAAACCAAGAAUAAGUAUCAAUCCGCGGAAACACUAACGGACUAAAACAUAUAGAUAAGUGCAGACUACCUGAGUGAGGUCUGCUUGAAUAUCGCAACGAAAGAAUAGCGACCUUGGGUGACAUGGUUUAGUAUAUUUCGCAAUGGGGCAGAUUAAUUCAACCAUUUUUACCCCUCUUAGUUCCUAGGUUCCCAAGUUACCUACUAAAUUUUUUUUAUUCUACUGAUCCACACUUAUUCGAAUCGUAACUUCGUUACUAAUUCUACUCAUGGAUUCGUCUUAACAAUUUCAUCUCUCUACGUCUGACUGAUGCUUUAGGAUUAAAUUUGUGGUCGGUCAAUGGUUCAGAAGCCUACAGACCUGAAUAAUUAAGCUGUUAUUGCCAUUAAAGUCCUACGAUAACUCGUGAGUCAAUAAUCUAUGCGCAUGAGACAUUGUCACUACAAAAAAACCUCACCAAUGACAUCAAAGUUUCCGGGAUUUGUUAUUAGCGUCUUGAGUUUGGUACCUCUACCUUAUUACUCAAACUAGUAAAUGUGAACCAAGAAAGCAAUUGCACCUUUUGGGUAACUAAGUAUUUAACUGAGUAAAUGCGAACGAGUUUUCGGCAACAGUGCAUGGCUUUACUGGCUCGGUCAUUUGACGAACUUAGUGGUGUAAUGUUCUUGGAAUUAUCUUCCAAUAUUUAUGAAGGGCAAAGCUAACGAACAAAGAAGUAAUGAGGGAUAUGCCAGUCUAUUGGUUUAUUAGCAAAAAAGUAACCUAACUAAGUGAUGCGGACAGGAUAUGUUGCCCCCAUUUCACUCGGUUUAGAGCAAAAUCACAGGGGUUUCUCACUAUGGCUAACACCAGCCGGUAGACCUACAUGGUUCCUAAGAACAGCCAGCGAAUUCUACAAGAGGACCUUAGUUUGAUAGCUUGGCUUUUUCUAUAGACGAAAUCGGACAUCAAGGUGCCCAAUCUCAUAUGAUUAUUUAAACAAACUCUCUGUACCAAAACCAAGGGAUAUGAAUUUUAAAAUGCUCAUCAGUGAGUAAUUGUUUUGAAGUGUUUUAAAAUAAGCACAAAAUACAGUUUUUUAUUCACAGGCGAAGAAAAUUCUCCCUUUUUCACGAGCUUUAUUUAGUUUCUUUGAAAGUUUUUUCGUUCUUCUUGCUUGAAUAUUGGUAGUUCUUUUAACCUGUCUCUCACGUUUCUUUUCUUCAUUAGCCUCUAUACGCUUCUUCCAGUUUUUAGCUCGUUUCCGUUUGAGUUUAUGUACUUUAUCAGCUGCCCUUUUCAAAAGUGACAUGUCAUCUUUAACCUUCACACCUGAAAUGAUAAAAAUUAAUUCAUAGCAUCAGUAUACCUUGAGCUCUGAGUGAUGCAAUUUUCCACUUUUUGCGAAUGAUAUCAACGGAUGUCAGAUCUGCAUUGUUAGUUUCUGAUUUCGGACUCUUGUUAGCUUUUUUCAACAAUUUUAUUGGGUCUCUGCCAACAAAUAUACCCUGCUUCUC